AUGAAUCGGUUGAUAUGCCCUCUUUUUGUUGUGUACACACUUGUUAAAUCGUUUUUUAUUUUAAGUGUUGACAAUAGAAUUAUAAAGAAUGAAACGAUAAUAAAGGGAGCGGACAUAAGAGUACUUGAAAAAAGAAUCUAUUUUAAUAAAGAUGUAGUACUAAAGGGGGUGAACAAAAGAAGGGAAAAUUGCGCAUUUGUAAAAAAUGUUCUAACCCAAAAAAAAAAGGGAGAAAGACAGAAUUAUUUCAAAUAUGAUGUAACAAAUUAUAUAAAGGAAAUAAAAAGAAAUUAUUAUAAUAAUACAACUGUUAGUGUUAGAAAGAAUUACAAUGUUCUGAAGGAAUCAAGUUUUGAUAGCCACUGUUUUACAUAUCCAGGAUUUGAUUUCACUAUCUUGAAGGAAAACAAAAGGGAUCAUCAUCAUAACGAUAAUAUUAAUAAUAGUGAUAAUAUUAAUGAUUAUUAUUAUUAUAAUAAUAACAGAAGCAGAGUUGGAGUAAUAAAGACGCCAAGAGGUAAUAUAGAAACCCCAAAUUUUCUGUUCUGCGCUACCAAGGCUUGUAUGAAAUCAACACCAAUAAAUUUUAUAAAAAAUUGCAAAACGCAAGUUAUACUGUCAAAUACAUUUCAUUUAUUAGUUCAUCCAAAGCCACAUGUAAUUUUUAGGUUAGGAGGCUUACAUAAAUUUAUGAAUUGGCAAGGUCCAAUUCUUACUGAUUCGGGGGGUUAUCAACUGUUUAGUAUGACUUUCGGAUCAGUGUCUGAUGAGAUUAAGAGGAAAUCUGGACACGGUUUUGAUUUAAAAGAGAGAGGUGUAGAAAGAAAGGGAAAGAUAAAUGAUGAAUUUGGGAAGACCGUAGAGGUAAAGAAAGCAGUAGGGGUAGUAAGGGCAGAAAGGGUGUUGCAAAAAGAACGGAUGACAGAAAUAGAAAAUGCAGGAAGGUGGAACAGAAAUGAUUACACUGUAAAAUGUACAAGGGAAAAAGAAGCUACUAGAAGCAAUAAUAGAGUAUGUCAAAAGAAUGAAAUUAUUUUAAAAAUUAACGAAAGAGGAGCAUUGUAUAAAUCAUACUACGAUGGUUCGGUUGAAUUGUUAUCUCCGGAAACGUCUAUUCAGUCGCAGUAUAUGUUAGGUAGCGAUUUAGUAGUAGUAUUAGAUGAAUGUACACCCUACCAUGUGAAUAGAGAAUACACGGAGCGAUCAAUGCAUAGGUCACAUAGAUGGUAUAUCAGAUGUUUAAUGGAAUUUUACAGGGCUAAUAAUAUGAUAAAUUACCAUAACUAUUUAAAUGAUAUAUAUAAUGAAAAAUAUAAAACAAAUGAAAAAUGGAAUGUAAGAGUAAAGAAUAAGCAAGCUUUAUAUGGAAUAAUACAAGGAGGGAUAUAUACAGAAUUACGAAAGAAGAGUUGUGAUUUUGUUUGUAGUUUACCUUUUUUUGGGUUAUGUAUAGGAGGAUGUUUAGGUAAUAAUAAAGAAAUGAUGUAUAGUGUUAUUAAUAAAACUAUGAAUUUUAUAAAUGUAAAGAAACCAAUUCAUUUAUUAGGAAUAGGACAAAUAAAAGAUAUAUUUUUUGGAGUAAAACAAGGAAUAGAUACGUUUGAUUGUGUAAUCCCAUCGAGAUUAGCUAGACAUGGUUACUUCUUGUGCAAAGUAAAAAAUAUUAAAGAAAUUGAAAAAAAACUUAGCAGAAUAAUUAAAAACGAAUAUAUAAAAAUCAAGUUAAGUAUAUUUAAGCUGGACUCUAGUCCAUUGGAAAGUGAUUGUCAAUGUUAUACUUGCUUAAACUAUUCAAGAGCAUAUUUAUAUCAUCUCUUUAAAAUUCAGGACAAUUUAUUAGGUACACUAUUAACAAUACAUAACGUGUAUUACAUGAACCAGUUAAUGUAUGAAAUUAGAGCGGCCUUAUGGGAGGAUAACCUGGAUGAGAUUGAGAAGCGGUGGGUGCGAUAG
Molecule: messenger RNA, 1953 nt
Organism: Plasmodium malariae
Lineage: Eukaryota; Apicomplexa; Aconoidasida; Haemosporida; Plasmodiidae
Product: queuine tRNA-ribosyltransferase, putative
Exons: 1
Coding region: 1-1953 (650 amino acids)
Biological process (GO): tRNA wobble guanine modification; tRNA queuosine(34) biosynthetic process
Cellular component (GO): cytoplasm
Molecular function (GO): pentosyltransferase activity
Source: RefSeq, a predicted model, not a curated record